Molecule: messenger RNA, 1468 nt
Organism: Brassica rapa (field mustard)
Lineage: Eukaryota; Viridiplantae; Streptophyta; Magnoliopsida; Brassicales; Brassicaceae
Product: protein phosphatase 1 regulatory inhibitor subunit PPP1R7 homolog
Molecular function (GO): protein binding
Source: RefSeq, a predicted model, not a curated record
GUGACUUAAACGCUGACGUUUUGAGCUUAAGAGAAAUUAGCUUAGACCAGUUCCCCCACGAAGCUCGUCGUCGUCGUCGUCGUCCUGAGCUUGUAACCACCGAUGGAGAUCGAUGAUUCAGGUGACGUUCUCGAUCUCACUAGCUGCCAGCUCCACAGUCUCGACUCAAUCGAGUUACCUCCGACGCUAAUUGAGCUGGACCUUACGGCGAACCGUUUAUCGGAACUGGACUCGAGGAUCGCGCACCUCUCGAUGCUCAAGAAGCUUUCUCUUCGCCAAAACCUAAUCGAAGACUCCGCCGUCGAGCCUCUCUCUCGCUGGGACGCCUUGUGCGAUCUCGAGGAGCUGAUUCUCAGAGAUAACAAGCUAGCGAAAGUACCAGACGUCAGCAUAUUCUCAAGGCUUUUGGUUUUCGACGUAUCCUUCAAUGAAAUCACUUCGUUGGAAGGAUUAUCAAAGGCCUCUAGCACGUUGAAGGAGCUCUAUGUGUCUAAGAAUGAAGUUAACAAGAUUAUGGAGAUUGAACACUUGCACGACUUGCAGAUUCUUGAGCUGGGGUCUAAUAGAUUGCGGGUAAUGGAGAAUAUGGAGAACUUGACAAAGUUAGAGGAACUGUGGCUGGGAAGAAACCGUAUCAAAGUUGUGAACUUGUGUGGGCUCAGAUGUGUUAAAAAGAUUAGCUUGCAGAGCAAUCGAUUGACCUCUAUGAAAGGAUUUGAGGACUGUGUUGCUCUUGAAGAGUUGUAUUUGAGCCAUAAUGGUAUCUCAAAAAUGGAGGGUUUGAGUGCGUUGGUUAACCUACGGGUGUUGGAUGUGUCGAACAACAAGCUCACAUCAGUUGAUGACAUUCAGAGCCUCACAAAGCUGGAAGAUUUAUGGCUUAAUGACAACCAGAUAGAAUCACUUGAAGCAAUCACAGAAGCUGUUACAGGCUCUAAAGAGAAGCUUACCACUAUCUACCUCGAAAAUAACCCUUGUGCCAAGUCUUCUGAUUACGUUGCUGUGCUCAGAAAAAUCUUCCCCAACGUGGAGCAAAUAGAUUCUAACUUAUUUGCUUAAGAAGUUGGAUAUUUCUUGUGUUCUCGUUUUUAGAGAGCCUGCUUUCUCAUGGUUUAGACUUUAGAGCAUGUGUAUCGACUCCAAGAGAUCAGGUGAAACGCAGUCAUCUUCUGUUUAUCAUAAAGAAGUGCAAACGAGCAAAUCAUACCGUUCACUGGAGUGAUAUUUUAUCAAAAAAACGUAUCUAGUGUUCGCUUGCAAGCAAAAUCAAUACUUGUUUUUGGUCUGUAAGCAGUAGUAUUUGGACUCUGUCUGUAACAGGUAAUCCCGAGUAGUCUGAGGUUGUCUUUGUUUCGACCAACAGUAACUUGAUUACUUUGACUUUCCCCUGGCAUUCUUAUCUUUCUUUUUUUUUGUUUCAUGUGAUUGUUUAGUAUUGAAAAGUUGCUAUGUUACUACUUUUUGGUUA